This is a messenger RNA of Haliotis rufescens (red abalone), 1229 nucleotides long. RefSeq lists its product as uncharacterized. The record is from RefSeq and is a predicted model, not a curated record. Lineage: Eukaryota; Metazoa; Mollusca; Gastropoda; Lepetellida; Haliotidae. Bases 25 to 948 code for a protein of 307 amino acids. The transcript has 7 exons.
GGAUAUUCGACAGCUACAAUAAACAUGGGACCGUGGCAGACUAAGGAAAGGGUUCCCACUCCUCCACCGACUGAGAAAUGGGGAGCAGAUGUGGCUUUGUCCUGGACACCAGAAGGAGAAGAUGACUUUCGCCGUCGCAUAGCCGAAGUCACAACCAGAGACGGGCUUGUGGUGAUUCUGUUUGGUCAGACUGGAUUUGGUAAAUCGUCUUUUGGCAAUGGAAUUCGAACUUCCAUCAGACGGGACAGGAAAGUCUCCAAUUAUUUUCCUGUGGGAAUUAACACACAUGGCAGCUACACUAAAGCUCUGAACAGUGACGAUUACUGCCGUAGAUAUUGUCAAGAAAAGUGCACUUGCCAGCCGUAUUUUUGGGUAAUUGACAUGCCAGGAUUAUUCAACAGUGACGCGAUCACAGACGAGAGUAUUGAGAAGAUUAUCACAGGACAGGUUCCUUUCUAUGCAGAAGUGAAACCAACGCUUGAGGCUAUGGAUAGUUCACAGAUCCUCCCGCCAGAGGAGAGGGUCAAGGCGUCAUGCGUAGUUCUUGUCCUUAAAGCAGGAGUUGCUGUAGGCGAUGAUGUAAAGCGACAGAUUGGUGUGCUGAGAACGCUACAUUCACGAGGGGUUCUGUCAGUCCAUGUGAUCCUGACACACAUCGAUGCGGUGGAACCACUGUUGAAGGAUUCCGACAAUAUUCCAUACGUGUUUAACUCGGAGGAGGUUCGGGCUGCGGUGAGGUUUGCUUCUACGGAGACAGGGUUACCUCAAACAUGUAUCAGCGUGGUGAAGAACUACACAGUUGAAAACGCCACCAACACCAACAGCAGUAUCCUGUACCUACAUGCCCUGGAGAACAUCCUGCUCGCUGCUAGAGACACACUUGAACGGGAUGAGACGAAAAACAGAAUGCGAACAACGUUAUACACAAAGAACACAGAACCACGAUGAAUGAGAAAAACACACCAAUACCAUAUUUAAGUUUUCCCACUUUCAUAUGGGUCUGUUUUAGCUUUGAACAGUAUUUUAGUGUUGGGGUGACCAGUGUCGAAGAUGGUUACCUUUUGAAUGAAUCAUUGAGGAAAACAAUCAGAUCGAAUCCGAGAUUCGAACACAAGAAGUAUUGAUUCUAUAGGCUAUUGCCUAGGCCUCCCCGCAACUUACAACUUAUUAUUGACAAUGAUUUGUGUAAUUGCAGUGUAACAUUGAUAAAUAUGUUAAACAUUCCUAUA